UAACCUCUUUGCUGCAUGUUGUGGAGCUCAGCUCACAGACGGACAAUGACAAAUAGCUCACACUGAUUGAAUCAAGUGCCAGGUCAGGUGCAAGCUCUGUGUGUUUCUGUUGAUAAUCACACAUUUAACAAAUGGGAGUCAAAGAAGAGUCUUGCUGACUAGGAGCAGGAUUUCCAUGUCAGUGUGAGAGGGAGAGGAGUGUGUGGUCACUGAGCAGCUGGGGAGAGCAUGCCAGCCAUCCUGGUGGCCACAAAGAUGAAGUCAGGACUCCCCAAACCCAAACCAGUGCACAGUGCUUUACCCAUUCCCCAGACUCCCACCAGGCCGUCAGCUCUAGCUCUGCCUCCUGCUCCCGUCAAGUCCCACAUAUCUUCCCUGGGCCAGCCGUUGAACUCAGGAGGACACACAAGAAGCAAGGCUCAAGGGUCAGAGGCUGGAGGCAACACCCAGAUCUACACAGACUGGGCCAACCAUUACCUUGCCAAGUCAGGACACAAGCGUCUGAUUAAGGACCUGCAAACGGAUGUUACAGACGGAGUACUGCUGGCUGAGAUUAUACAGGUCGUAGCCAAUGAGAAGAUUGGUGAGAUCAAUUGCUGCCCCAAGAGCCGUACUCAGAUGAUUGAGAACAUUGAUGCCUGCCUCAGUUUCCUGGCAGCCAAAGGAGUCAACAUCCAGGGCCUGUGUGCAGAGGAGAUUCGAAAUGGUAAUCUGAAAGCCAUCCUCGGCCUCUUCUUCAGCUUGUCCCGCUACAAGCAGCAGCAGCAGGCUCAGCGGCAGCCCUCUUUCCCACCCAAUGCCCAGUCCCAGAGCACACAUCCUCCCCUAAGCCAGCAGAGCAGUGCCCCAGCUCAGCUUAGCCACUCUCCGCAUGGGACUCCUGCCCUUACAGCCCAGAAACCUGUGCAGGGCGAGAUGCAGUCCAGGGAUGGAUCUCAGAGUAAACUACUCAAGUUUUCCCUUGGUCAGAAAAAAUCCUCUAGACUUCCUGGCCCCACUUCGAGGGUGUCCACUGCUGGCAGUGACAUCCCUCCAAGAGGCUCGGUCAGUGCCGCUGGUAACAGACGCAGCCAGGGCUUCAGUGACAAGACCAAAGCCAACUCACACCUGAACAAAGAUUCCUCAGAGGAUAUGACCACACAGCCUUCAGUGAUGACUGAGCAUGCUCUGUCGUCUGCGGUGACUGUCUACUCAUCCGCCAGCAUCCCCACUGCUACCUCCACCCUAAUUCCUCCGAUAUCCUCCUCCUCAUCCACAGCCAUUCCCCAGCCAAAUAGCAACAGCAAGCCAUGGAGGAGCAAGUCAAUGAGCUCCAAGCACACCUCGACUCCUCACUCCUCCACCAGCACCUCCACAUCUGCCCUACAGACCAUCAAGCAGGAGAAAGAUACUUUCUGUAAAGCUGCAGGAGUAACUGAAGCUCCUCCCAAGGUUGUCACGCAGAAGUCAAUGCUGGAGAAGCUUAAGCUCUUCAACAGUAAAGGUGGCUCCAAAUCUUCCACCUCCUCAAAUGGAGUUGGUGCCCAGACUGACAACACUGCCCCAGCUAGGCUGCUUGGAGCAGGGCAGGUGGACAGAGUGGAGACUGCCUCCAACACUGAGUCAUUGGAAGAGGUCGAUGGUAAUGUCAGGCCAGCAAUGAAUGGAACCAGCAAUGUUUUAGCAUCUGGAGCAACUCCCACAGCAGGUACCACUGUCUCCAUAACUGCCAGCAGCCCCAAAAUUGCCCUGAGGGGCAUUGCCCAGCGCACUUUUAGCAGAGCUUUAACUGCUAAGAAGGGCUCUGUAAAAGGCCCAGAGAAAGACAAGGACAAGGGCAAAGAGAAGGAAAGAGGGAAAGAGGUGGGAAAACGCAUCUCAGUCCCCGACAGGACAGAGCUCAGGGGAGAUGACACGAAGGAGGAAGUAACACCUGUUGCUGUAGAUGCCGAGAGCUUGAACAAAAGGGCAUCUAAAAUUGCCAGUUUCAUUCCCAAGGGGGGUAAAGUGGUUAAAAAGGAGAAUUCCACACCUGCACUGAGUGGAAUACCAAAGCCAGGAGGCAAAGCCCCAGGAGUUGGGGGUAAGGCUUCCUCAGUGAAGGAGUCAGGGGAGAGGCCUCGGAGCAUGCGGUUAGGAGGGGGCCUCGCCAUGCACCGCGGACCUCUGGACAGAGACAGGGACAGCAGACACUCUAGCUCUACCUCCAGCCUGGCCUCCACAGAGGGCAAGACCAGCACUACCCCAGCAGGAGGCGGCACCACACAGAGCACAGCCAGUAACACAGUCAGUGUGCAGCUACCUCAGACUCAACAGCACCACAGCCACCCCAACAUGGCCACCGUCGCACCUUUCAUGUACAGAUCCCAAACAGAAGGGGAGGGAAGCGCGAACACUGAGUCCGGCUCAGGAGGAAGAGGUGGAGACGUUUCCUUUACCAAGACCAGCCAGCCCUCCAUCGAGGACCUUUCAGGUGGGGGUGUUAACUCAGGUGAAGACCCAGAGACGAGGCGGUUACGAACUGUCAAAAACAUAGCAGACCUGCGGCAAAACCUGGAAGAGACCAUGUCCAGCCUGCGAGGAACUCAGGUCACACACAGCACCUUGGAAACCACCUUUGACGGCAGCGUCACCACAGACAUCAGCAGUGGUGGCAGUAGUGGUAAUGGCAGCAACAACAGCAGUGGGGGUCGGAGCAUCCUCAGUCUCACUUCUUCCCGACCCUCCUUGUCUUCAUGGCGACUGGGCCAGUCCAGCCCUCGUAUGCAGGCAGGCGACGCCCCCUCGAUGGGGAACGGCUACGGUGGACGGGUGGUUGGCAGCCAGGGAGGACGGUACCUGUACCCCGGGCACCUUCGGCGGCAGCUGGCCGGCAGAGGAGGGGCACUUUGUAGCAUGGACAUUGGAGACAGAGCUGGGGAGGACAUUGACCUUGAAGGAAUCGCCAUGGAGGUCACUGGAUACAUGAGCGAUGGAGACGUGUUGAGCAAGAAUGCUGCUCGCACUGAUGAUGUCCCCAGUGGGUACAUGACGGACGGAGGUUUGGGUCUGUAUACACGUCGUCUGAACCGCCUGCCUGACAGCAUGGCUGCUGUUCGAGAGACACUCCACCGAAACACAUCGUCUGGACAGGGGGAUGCUGACAGCUGGGAUGACAGCAGCUCUGUGAGCAGUGGCAUCAGCGACAACAUUGACACAGAUGACAUCAAUACCAGCUCCUCCAUCUCCUCCUACACCAACACGCCCGCAGCACAGCGCAAGGGCCUCAACACACAGCCUGUGACAGAUGCGGAGAAGCACUCGGCCUCCACGGCGUUGCACCAGGCGUGGUCAGGAGACGAGGUGAAAAGGCCAGACUGCGGGUCAGACAGUGGGGUUAAGAUGGAGCCGGGCUCCAAGUGGAGCCACCGGAACCCCUCUGACAUCUCUGAUGAGUCUGACAAGGGCGGCUCAGGGAGGAAGACCCCCUCUGUGUCUCACACAGGAUCCUGGAGAAGAGGCAUGAGCACACAAGUGGGGGUGACAUCUCCACGCACUAAAAGCACCAGCAGCACAGGCUCAACAAGCUCCAUCAACCUCAAAACCCACAGCUCAGGUAAAACAGAUGAUGUCAAGGUGUCAGAAAAAGGACGCGUUUCUCCUCGACCUAACUGCCUUCACCGCUCGCCCUCAGACGCCGGGCGCAGCAGUGGCGAUGAGACAAAAAAACAUUCAGCCUCUAACAGCCGCACAUCUACAACAAACGCCCUCACACACACUGUCUCUGACCCCCACACUCACACACACACACUCACCUCCCGUACCCCGACUAGCACUUUUGGUUUCAAGAAGCAGGGCACUGGAAUGGUUACCAUGGUUACGGCCAGCGGCGCCACCAUCACUAGUGGUUCAGCCACCUUGGGGAAGAUGCCCAAAUCUGCAACCCGCUCACUGGCAGGAGGCCUAAAAGCUGGCGGGCUGGACGGAGGGUCAGUACUGGGUCACCAUGAUGACAGCUUCCUUCCCAUGAGCGCUCGCUCCACUCUGCAGUACCGCAGCCUGCCGAGGCCGAGCCGCUCAGGAGCUGCUGCGCGCAAUGGAAACCGCUCUUCCACCAGCAGCAUCGAGGCUGCCGUACUCUCCAUCACGCCACACAGUAAAAACUCAAUAAGCUUCGCCAAGGCCAACAUCGCAGGAGGACUGUUGGCCAAUCAGACAGAUCGUGAGAAAGGCGUCUCUGAGAUUGACAACCUGAGGAGUGGAGUCACGAUGCAGAGUGGAGGAGCAGCGACUGGUCCUCUGACAGGAAGACAGCAGGUCUCUUCACCUACAUUACGCAGGUUGUUUGGUGGGAAGACCAGUAAACAGGCUCCAGUCACCACAGCUGAAAACAUGAAGAACUCCACUGUUAUCUCCAACCCUCAUGCUACCAUGAACCAUGUGGCCACAGUGUCUGAGUCCCCUGAUGGAGGACUGUGUGGCGGGGACAGUGAGACCAGCAGCCCCCUGUUUGGAGGAAGAGCACUGGGAUCAGGGACCGGGACUCUGGGCAGCGAGCAGGCCUCCAGUCCUGGCUCAGUUUACUCCUCUACUGGCCCCUCAAACAGCCUGACAUGGGGCACCACCUUCAGCGGCUCCUCUGCCCAGAGCAGGGAGGGAACGCUGGGUGGGCAUGGUGGGACUGGCAGCAUGGGCUACCCGUCAGUCAGCAGCAUGCAUACCAGCAGCGAGUCCAUCGACAUGAGCCUUGGCAGUGCUGGAGGAGGCGGCGGCCAUGGGACCCACAGGGAGGACACGCUGUCCGCACUGGGCCACACCAGCAGCGUCAAGACUGGCAUGUCUGAGAGUCCCCUGUCCUCCCCCUCCGCUAGCCCUAUAUUCAGCCGAAACACGCUACCUCGGAAGCAGGACAGCGGGCCAAAUUGUGGCAGAAACACUCUGCCUAAGAAGGGACUCAGGUACGGCCCAUCCCCACAGCUGAGAGGCCAGGAGGAAGCCCGCGAUUGGCUGCGUUCCCACUCCACCAGUGGGCUGCAGGACUCAGCCAGUAACUCUCCGUUCUCUCCAGGCUCAAGCCUCACCUCCCCCACAGGCACUCGCUUCACCUUCGGACAGCUCGCAUCCAGCCCGACCUCAGCAACUCAGAUCAACCUUGCUGGUCUGCGGAACAACAGUCUGACCAAUCAGGACGUUGCUUUUGACCCUUGCAGCGACAAUCGGCUGAGAAACUCUUGCAUGUCGCUUGAUGACAAAACUCGCACCAUGAGUCGAUCGGGUUCUUUCCGGGAUGGCUUUGAGGAAGUUCACGGAUCAUCGCUGUCUCUGGUCUCCAGCACCUCCUCCAUUUACUCCACGAAUGAAGAGAAGUCUCAGUCAGAGAUCCGCAAGCUGCGCCGGGAGCUGGAUGCCUCACAGGAAAAGGUUUCCGCCCUGACGACACAACUGAGUGCCAACGCACACCUGGUGGCAGCAUUUGAACAGAGUCUGGGCAACAUGACUAUUAGACUGAAGAAUCUCACCCUCACAGCAGAGCAGAAGGACUCUGAGCUGAAUGAGUUGAGGAAGACCAUUGAGCUGCUGAAGAAGCAGAAUGCUGUUGCUCAGGCUGCCAUCAAUGGAGUCAUCAACACACCUGAACUCACACCUAAAGGGGACAGGACAGCUGGAACCAAUGGCAGUUCACAACAACAGCAACAGCAGCAACAACAACAACAACAGCAGCAACAACAGCAGCAGCAGCAGCAGCAGCCAGACCUGCGUAUCAGGAGGCAGCACUCCUCAGACAGUGUCAGCAGCAUCGCCAGUGCAACCAGUCAUUCAAGUGUAGGCUCCAACAUGGACACUGACGCAAAGAACAAGAAGAAGAACAAGAAGAACUGGGCAUCUUUUACUGGAGAAAAGGCAUUCUUGUGCACCGGAGGACAAGUCAGAGAUGAUGACGUCUAUGAGCUGCGGAGCUCCUUCAAACAAGCGUUCGGUAAGAAGAAAUCUCCAAAGUCAGCUUCUUCUCAUUCCGACAUCGAGGAGAUGACUGACUCUUCUCUGCCGUCCUCCCCCAAGCUGCCCCAUAAUGGCACCACAGCCACCAGCCAUAUGCUCAGGAACACACACUCCAACACACUAUUAUCAGACUGUCUGGACGGGGAGGCAGAGACAGUGAUGCAGCUGCGUAGUGAGCUCAGGGAGAAGGAGAUGAAGCUGACUGAUAUCCGCCUGGAAGCACUCAGCUCUGCCCAUCAGCUGGAUCAGCUCCGGGAGGCCAUGAACCGCAUGCAGCUCGAGAUCGAGAAACUGAAGACAGAGAAUGACCGUCUGAAGCUGGAGAACCAGGGCAGCAGGACGGGCUCCCAGGUCUCCAUCUCAUCUUCACCUCCCCCUCACACAAACAGCCAGACCCCCGGGCCUGGCCUGUCUCAGCACAGCCUCAACCUCACCACUAGUGAGUCCACCAGCCUAGACAUGCUGCUUGAUGACACUGGUGGAGAGGGAGGGAUGCGAAGGGAGGGGAGACAUGUCAAGGUCGUCGUCAGCUUGGAUGAGAACAGCAAAUGGGGAGAGGAGGGCCGGCCUCGCCAUUUUUUGAUUGGUUGCAUUGGCGUGAGCGGUAAAACCAAGUGGGAUGUUCUGGAUGGAGUGGUCCGACGUCUUUUCAAGGAAUAUAUUACUCACGUGGACCCAGUGAGUCAGCUGGGCCUGAGCUCUGACAGUGUGGAGGGAUACAACAUUGGAGAAAUCCACCGGUCCAGCAACCUCAGCGCUGCACAGACACCCGAGCUGCUGCCCUGUGGCUACCUGGUGGGAGACAGCAACACCAUCAGCAUCCAGCUUAAAGGUGUGACCAGUGAAAACGUGGACUCGCUGGUGUUUGACACUCUGAUCCCGAAGCCGAUGCUGCAGCGUUACGUCUCCCUGCUGAAGGAGCACAGGCGAGUCAUCCUGUCAGGCCCCACUGGCACCGGAAAGACUUACCUGGCCAAUCAGCUGUCUCGACACCUGCUGUUGCUGGAGGGCCGACCUUUGACUCCACACGCUGUUGUCACAUUUAACGUGGAUCACAAGUCCAGCAAAGAGCUGCGUCAGUACCUGUCGGGUUUGGCUGAGCAGUGUAGUGGCAUGCUGGGGGUGGAGAGCCCUCUUGUGGUCAUUCUGGACAACUUGCAUCAUGUCAGCUCCCUGGGAGAGAUUUUCAAUGGCCUCUUCAACUGCAACUCCCAGCACAGUCCCUAUAUCAUCGGCACCAUGAGCCAAGCUACAUCAUCUGCCCCCAACCUGCAGCUUCACCACAACUUCAGGUGGGUGCUGUGUGCCAACCACAUGGAGCCAGUGAAAGGCUUCCUUGGUCGCUACCUGAGGAGGAAGUUGAUCGAGACGGAGAUCGGCAGUCGAACGCGCAACAUAGAGCUGGUGAAGAUCAUCGACUGGAUCCCCCGAGUUUGGCACCACCUGAACCGCUUCCUGGAGACACACAGCUCCUCUGAUGUCACUAUUGGACCUCGUCUUUUUCUGUCAUGUCCCAUGGAUGUGGAGGGGUCCAGGGUUUGGUUCACUGACCUCUGGAAUUACUCCAUCAUUCCUUACAUGCUGGAGGCUGUACGAGAAGGACUGCAGCUGUAUGGUCGCAGGGCUGCGUGGGAAGAUCCAGCUGCCUGGGUGAUUGACACUUACCCAUGGUCAGCCACGCCCGCUCCUGCUGAUUGGCCACCACUGUUGCAGCUCCGCCCAGAGGAUGUGGGAUUUGAUGGCUACUCUGCACCGAGAGAAGGAGUCAGGAAAGAGCCUACACAGAGCGACAGCGAUGCAGACCCACUGAUGAACAUGCUGAUGCGACUGAAGGAGGCAGCAACAUCGUCAAGCCCUCAGAGCUAUGACAGUGACUCCAACAGCAACAGUCAUCAAGACGACAUCCUGGACUCGUCGCUGGAGUCAACCUUGUGAUGCCGUUAAAACACAACGCUGGGAUCCAUUUUCUGGAGAAGAUAAAUGUUCUGACUGAGAACUUCUUGAUGAAAGCAAACGUUCAUGCCACAAAAUCCAGCCACCUUAAUUUGGGUGCAGGAAACCCAAAUACUUAACAGAAUAAAUAUAAAAUAGCAUUUCACAAAAAUAGGCAAACAAACAUUUCUACUGCACUGCGCUGUUUUUUUAUUUUAUUUUCACCUCGGUGGCCCAGGGCUCCUCUCAAGAGCCUGACAUCUUCAGACAGACAGAAAAAAAAGCACACAGCCCUUCACUGUAGGAGAGGCUUUAUCAUUACCCUCAUCAUUUUCACCAUCAGCAUUUUCAAACACCAGGAAUCUAUCCUUUGCUGAUCAUCACCUCCAGCUCAACAGACUGAGAUACUCCUUGUCCUGCUCAGCUGCAGUUCCUCUACUGCCUGAAGAUGGCGAUACAGUCAGUUAUCUCUGGAGCAUCAGUGAGGCUUCUGGAGGGAUGGACGAUCAACAUUCAAGCUUAUUUCUAGUUCUUCUCCUCUACAGCACAAGUUGCUUGUGUGACUACUGAAUAGAUUGAGCCAAAGUGAAUAAUAAGUCCCACACAAUGCUUACUCUCAUUUGCAUAAAUUACUCAAAGUUUGAAACACAGUAAUGGUUUAGUAAAGAUGUGUCCACGAAAUAUAAUUACGAGAGCACAAAUAAAAAGGUUUUUACUAGAUACAUGCAAACCUAACUUUUUAAUGAAAAUUUAACACCCAUAGUGAAAAGGAACCAGAAAUGUGUCAAUAUACAAAAACCCACAAUAUUAACUUUGUCCCAAAGAACGAUGCAAAUUCUGUAGCAAAAUGUUUGGGGAAUGAAGACAAGCUUUGGUCAGUUUAAUGUGAAAUCUCCCCACAGUCCUGCAGAAGCAUUUUCUUUUACAGUCCACAUUAUAUGGCACAUUCCAUCCAGGUCCCCAGUGAUGGUUACAUCCCGCCUCAUAGCAGAGAAACCAUUGUUCUACCAAAAGUAGGAGUCUCUGGGAUCAGUUUUAUUUGUCAAAAAAUUCAAGCUUACUGGAAGUAAAAGGCUUUUUCUUCUGCUGUACAGCAUCUGUGCUCAAUUUUAAAAAGCAAUGCAAGAGCAGAAAAAUGAAUGUACAAAAUCCCUAGAAAAUACUUCGAUCUCACAGAAACAAAGACUUUGCAGAGGAAGGACAUUGACACUUUGGCUUGAUUUGUCCUCGUAACAUAAACAGUAUUUGAGAUCAUGUAUUUUUGUUUCAUAACUUUCUGUGCAAUUUUACAAACAAUGCCUCCAACGCUUGUGUUUUUGCUUUAACCCUGUAUGUAUUGAGAUCUCCAUGCACAUGUGGCCCAACAGGCUGUUGUAGCACAAAUGUCUUUUGGUGCUGGACUGAAUUCUAACAAAACAAUGCCUUACUAUUUUCUAACAGACUUUGUGCAUUAACAGAGACUUUUUUUAUGUCUAAAUAGCUGUAGAUUUAACAGGGCUCCAAGUCGACUCUCUCUUUGAGCACCUCGAGGAGCAGUGUUGACCUCUUAUAUCAAACACCAAUGCUGUGGGAUUGAGGAUACAUGAAUGAGAAGCAGUAAUCUGGGUUUCAAAGUUAAUUGUAUGCAUGUGGGACCCAGUUGAUGAGAAGCUGAUGUAAAUAUUUGGUCCAUGAGCAGGAAUGGAAAAAAAAACCUAAAACAUAUAGAUGUGUUUUGGUGCUUGAAAUCAGAACUUUUGGAAAGCUGACGAGGGAAGUUUAAGAUGUGCUGAAUUUAUACCUCAUCCCUAUCCUUAAACUAUGCUUUCGUCAAGCUCAUUGUUUGUUUUGAUUAUGUGAUUUGUGAUGAGCUGUCAAAUUAAGUGAAAGUGAGUGUAUAUGCUGCUUUGUUUAUAGUGAUAUAAUUAAUCAGAGGUUAAAGAUAUUAAAAAAAGGUACUUUUUUUUCAAAAAAGGUUGAAUGAUAAGUAUAAGGGUUGACAUCAUUUCUAUGGCUUCAAAAAUAAAGGUAUUGUACUAUUUCCUUUAUUUUAUACCUUUCAAUCUGCCUCGUGAGAAGGGCAGACAGGCGUUUAAAGUGGUUCAGUGCAGCUUCUAUCACUUUCAGUGUUUUUGUCACCAAUGCUAUGCAACAUACAUUCUGAUUUCAGAAUGGAAGCCGAAAGCGCAAUGUGCUCAAUUUGUCCCCCGAGCAGAAUUUCAGCACUGCCGAGUCGUUCAGCGUGGAACAAGAUUUGUGAAGACUUUGUUUGGAUUGUAAACGACUGAACCUGUUUGUGUUGUGAAAAGCCUGCUCUUUAGCGAGUGGUGCGGAUGUUCUUGAAGCAUUUGACCAGUCUGUCUAUUACUCAUAAACUCAAUGAAUGUUUAGCCUUCUUUGCUAUGUACAUUUUCUAUGUGUAACAUAACUGUAAAUAGUUGGUUACAGUUUUGAUGACUUUUUUCUAGACAAUUUGUUACAGUACUUGAAAAAGAGUAUUUUGUGUACAGUCUCUUUACAUCAGAGCAGAUUGAUGCCGUUUGUCAUCACUGGUCUGUCCAGGGCUCGGAGAUUUAAAUCUGAUAUCACUGUACUAGUCUUAAGUUAUUGUGAUUCAAUAAAAAUAAUGAUUAUUUAUGA
Messenger RNA from Solea senegalensis (Senegalese sole), 10509 nucleotides. It is a transcript of the gene nav2a, whose product is annotated as neuron navigator 2a. The transcript has 43 exons. The record is from RefSeq and is a predicted model, not a curated record. Gene Ontology annotation, biological process: neurogenesis; nervous system development. Gene Ontology annotation, molecular function: protein binding; ATP binding; ATP hydrolysis activity. The coding region runs from base 229 to 7893 and encodes 2554 amino acids. NCBI's taxonomy places the organism in Eukaryota, Metazoa, Chordata, Actinopteri, Pleuronectiformes, Soleidae.